AUGGCGGAGAGGCCAAUAGCUCCGGCUAUUGGGCCUUCUACCACUGUGGAGCAAAGGAGGCGGAUAGGGAGAGAAGGUGAAGAGAAGAGUUCUUUUAUUUCCACAACCCAAGGUGGAGGAUCUCAUGCUGCUGUUCCCAAAGGUCACGUUGAUGUAAACGUGCUCAAUAGUGGUUUGUUCGUUUUCAGACUUAACGUUGAGGAGGAUCGACUAAAAGUUCUUGAGGGAGGACUUUGGUUUGUCCAGAAAAAGCCUUUCAUUAUCUGGCCUUGGAGUCCAUGCGCUUCUCUUGAUAAGAUUAAUCUUUGUUCUUUUACUUUUUGGAUAAAUUUAGCAAAUCUCCCAUUUCAUUAUUGGAGUUCUGAAUCAUUGAGUAGAAUUAGGAGUGUGAUAGGGAAGUCCCUUGUUACAGAUAAGAGAACGAUGACAAAGGAGAGGCUGUCAUUUGCAUGCUUAUGUGUGGAGGUAAAUGCCGGAGAUGAGUUGCCGAGUUCAGUAUCUGUGUAUGAUGAUGAGGGGAUUGUCUUCAUGCAACAUGUCCUUUAUGAUUGGAGACCUUCUAGUUGUAGCAAUUGUAAGAUCUUUGGUCACUCUUCUAGUCAGUGUGCAAGCCUUGGAGGUGAAAUUAAUGGUGAUUUGGAAACUCAUAAUACCAAAAAGGCACAGAGAGAAUGGAGACCUGAGCAAUCUGAUCCGGUGGAUUCGGUGGCUGAGGAUGAUACUCAGGCCAUCGCAGAUGGUGGAAUUGGUCAAAUUGUUCUCUACAAUCCUGGUCCAACCAAUCUGAAUGCAACCCAACAAGGCAACAAUCAUUCAAAUUUCAAAAACAACAAUGCUAGGGCGGUGAAGGGAAAUUAA
Molecule: messenger RNA, 858 nt
Organism: Macadamia integrifolia
Lineage: Eukaryota; Viridiplantae; Streptophyta; Magnoliopsida; Proteales; Proteaceae
Exons: 2
Coding region: 1-858 (285 amino acids)
Source: RefSeq, a predicted model, not a curated record